CCGCUUUCUGGUUUUUAUAACGACCUGUUGAUGUAAUGAGAAGUCUGGCAUACAGGACUUUUCUAGACAAUUUUUCACACAAAAUUGUUUUUAAAACUCUUAACCUAAUAACUUCACAACCUACGAGGUCAUUUCAGUCCAACCGUGUUCAAGGUUCUCACUUGUAACAAAGAAGCUAGCAUGCUAGCAUGGCAACCAGAACCGGAAGUUACCUAAAGCCCGUCUACGUUGUCAUCAGCGGUUUAAAAACAGGUUUUUGUUUAUUUUUCAUGAAACAAUUCUCAAUGCAUAUAAAAAAAGUGCGAUAAAUGAACAUUUAUGGUUACUUCUAUCUUUAUUGAGGAUGUGAUUCUUAAUGUGGCAGCUAAGACACCACAGCAUCAUCUUCCUGUUUUGUCAUCACAUUUCUUGAAUUUCUCCUUCGUCAUCAAAGUUUCGGCACUUGAAGCUUUCUGUGAUUCCAUUUGGAGUUUUUGAGGUGAGAAACACUGUUGAUUUACUUGUAUUACAAAUACUUGUAUUACGAGGCAGUGAAAUAGUGAUCAUUUUAUUGUAUAUGCAACUACUGCCGCCUUGUGGAGUUAAUGAAAACUACAUCAAGAGGUUGCCUAUAACCACAUAAUGACAUUCAUAUUAAUGAUUCUGAGGGUUUCACAUUUUCCGUUAAGAGGCGGAUUCAGUCGACAAAGGCCCAGGUACGGAAUAGAAGAAGUACUGGCAACACCCAAGUCAUUUAGGUAGUUAAACAACGCUGUGGGCAGCUUUUUCUCGAAGCAAACAUCACAUAGCCUGUUUUUAUUUACAUAUAAGAACAAGCUCUACCAGUUGGUCAAGGCUUAUUAGCCAAAGACUGUCCAGUCUGUACAGUCAAAGCAGCCUAGUAUUGUUCAUCUCAAUCCUCAUCUACACCCGAAAAGACUUGACUGUCCUUCCCAACUACACCUCUGUCAGUAAUGUGAGAUAAAGACUUUUUAAUGGGGACGUACAAUACUCAUUUUUAUCCCUUUGUAUUGAAUUGUGGACUCCUAUAGAGCAGCUACACACAAUAACCCACACAGAUUAGACAUAUUUGUCAGAAAGAUUGGUCACACGCUCAAAGUGACAUCACAAAGAGGCAGUUUUACCACACAUUUUGAAACCGAGCGUUUUGAGUCAUCCCAAACGUCUUUUUAGGGCUCACUUUUAAAUGCGUAAACAUCAUUAUAUGAAACUUUGGCAUCGUUUGACACGAGAAUACAACAUUCUAACUACAUUUGUAGGUCAAAAAAGUGGAAAAAUUGGUCCCCUUUAACCUCGAGAGUCAUCCAUUAAGUCUUAUGGUGGGACUUGAAUACCGAAGACUCAAAGGAGUUGCAACAUUAACACUGUAAAAGUGAAAAAAAAAACUUACAACAUAUUGAAAAUCCAAAAUAAACAAAGACAAGUAAUAAGUCUAAUAUUGCCUGUCAUAAGCAGAAAUUAUGCUGAUGUAGAAGGAAGUGUUAACCACCAGAUAUUGUCAUGUGACCAAUCACAGCGGAGUGGGCGUACGUAUCUAGAGGAGAGCUGGCGGUGGAGUAAAUUAAACACACCAUUUGGGUCAGAAGCAGGAAGUGCAUGUAAACACUACACAAAAAAAAGAAGUUCUAGAAAGCUUUCUGUGCGGGUUAUUGCGUGUAGCUGCUCUCUAGGAGUCCACAAAAUGUUCAUUCGGCUCAUUCAUUGUCAUUCUUUUACAGUGUGUGUAUGUAUCCAGUUGUGUGGAGUGUGUCAGGAUGCCAUUGCUGGACUCUGUUAGUGUAAACCGGUAAGGCAAGUAAGUCAACAGUAUUCAUAUAGCACCUUUUACAGAUCAAAAAACACACAAAAUGAUUCAAAAUCAAAUAAAAAACACAGUUUUUACACAGUUAAGAUAGCCCAAAAUAAAAAAAAACAACUGUCACAUCAGAAUCACAAUCAGAAUAGGAAUAAAAAUGAUUUAAAUUGGGUUUUAAACACAUCAACAUCAACAGUAAACCGGAGGGCUUUAGGACCCAGACGUCGAUUUAAAUCAUGAGCAGUGAUGCUCUUCAUUCACCUUAUGGCGGCUGCCAACCAGGAAGUGGAGAGGGACAGACGCUGGAAAGCCAAACAUGUACUUGGGACCUAAUGCUGACUGGUCCAAGGCUGGAAGAGGCGGUAUACUUCCCUCACUUCUCUAACAACAUCACCACCACCCCCAUCAUCUGAUCACGCGCACUUCCUCCCUAAGAAUGAGAUGCCCCCCCCCCCCCCAAAAAAUAAACCUUCAGCAAGUCACCAAUAGUGGAUAAAGCCACAUGAGACGCAGGGGGAGGGGACAAGGGUGUGUGCUGUGUGUGAGCGGCCCAUCUCCGUCAAACACUGGAGCCUGACCAUCGGGUGUGGAAGGACAGCAGGACUCUGACAGGAAGUUUUUUGUCGUUUUGACAUUUCCCAAACCGAUAAGGCCUACAAAUGGCUGAAACUGACAAGUUUCAAAAUGAUGCAACCGAUUGUCAAGAAGACGUUUGCUUAAGUGAUCUCAAAAAUGAGGCCGACGAAGGUAAAAAGAAGAAAGAAAAAACAGCAACAGUACCCAAAGUUGGCCCCAUUAAAGUGUUCAGGUUUGCAGACAGCAAAGACGUAGUCCUCAUGGUCUUUGGGACCUUGAUGUCGGUGGCGCAUGGAUCCAUAAUGCCUUUAACGUGUGUCGUGUUUGGGGACAUGACGGACGGCUUCACGCAUCACUCGCUGCAUCAAAUCAACGCCAGUGACGCCAAUUCCACCUUCAUGAUUCUUAACGACACCUUUCAGAAGGACAUGACCACCUUUGCCAUCUAUUACUCCAUUUUGGGCGCUUUGGUGUUAGCGGCCGCCUACAUGCAAGUGGCUUUCUUUACGCUGUCGGCCGGACGGCAAGUCCUCCGCAUACGCAAGCGAUUCUUCCACAGCGUGAUGCGACAGGAUAUUGGCUGGUUCGACGUGAACGACACGGCAGAGCUCAACACUCGUCUCACAGAGGAUGUGUAUAAGAUCCAAGAAGGUAUCGGAGACAAAGUGGGAAUGUUGCUCCAGUCCAUUUCCACCUUCGUGGUCUCCUUAGUGGUUGGGUUAUGUAAAGGAUGGAAGCUCACUCUGGUCCUCCUGGCCGUCUGCCCCUUUUUGGGUCUCACAGCUGCACUUUUCAGUAAGGUGGUGACAUCAUUCACCUCUAAAGAGCAGGCUGCUUAUGCUAAAGCGGGGGCAGUCGCAGAGGAGGUGCUUUCAUCCAUCAGGACUGUGUUUGCCUUCAGCGGUCAGAAGAAAGAGAUCGAGAGGUAUCAUAAGCACUUGGAGGACGCUAAGAAAAUGGGAAUAAAGGCGGUGUUAAGUUCAAAUGUUAUCAUGGGGUUCACCUUCCUGAUUAUAUACCUGUCUUAUGCUCUAGCCUUCUGGUACGGGAGUACGCUCAUUCUGAGUAACGAGUACACUGUUGGAACCGUACUCGCAGUUUUAUUUGCUUUGCUGGUUGGAGCGUUUGCAUUGGGGCAGACCUCACCCAACAUCCAGUCCUUUGCCCGUGCUCAAGGAGCGGCAUAUACGGUGUACAGCAUCAUUGACAAUAAACCGGGCAUCGACAGCUAUUCGGAGAGAGGCUUCAAGCCUGACUUCAUCAAUGGAAAUAUUGAGUUCAUGAAUAUUCAUUUUAAAUACCCCUCAAGGCCAGAAGUUAAAGUAUUAAACAACAUGUCCCUGAGCGUGAAGAGUGGACAGACCAUUGCUUUAGUAGGAAGCAGUGGCUGUGGAAAAAGCACCACCAUCCAGCUGUUGCAGAGGUUCUAUGACAUUCAGGAGGGAUCCAUAUUUAUCGAUGAACACGACAUCCGUUCUCUCAAUGUCCGCCACCUGCGAGAGAUGAUCGGAGUGGUGAGUCAAGAGCCCAUCCUUUUUGCCACCACCAUCGCAGAGAACAUCCGAUACGGCCGACUUGACGUGACGCAGCAGGAGAUAGAGCAAGCUGCCAAGGAGGCCAACGCCUACGACUUCAUCAUCAACCUUCCUGAUAAAUUUGAGACGCUGGUCGGGGAACGAGGGAUUCAGAUGAGUGGAGGACAGAAGCAAAGGAUUGCAAUUGCCCGGGCGCUAGUCCGGAACCCCAAAAUCCUUCUGCUGGAUGAAGCAACAUCUGCUCUGGAUGCUGAGAGUGAGACUAUUGUACAGGCGGCACUGGACAAGGCCAGACUGGGUCGGACCACCAUCAUCGUGGCCCAUCGCCUAUCAACUAUCCGAAACGCUGACAUCAUCGCCGGCAUACGGAACGGCGAGGUGGUAGAGUUGGGGACUCAUAGUCAGCUGAUGGAAAAAAAGGGCGUGUACCACACUCUGGUCACUAUGCAGACCUUUCAUAAAGCAGAGGAGCAGGAAGAGUCUCAUGAAAAGACCCCACUGUCCAUAACCAUCUCUGAAUCUUCCCGACCAAGAAGAAAGUCUUCCUUUUCUGCGUCGGAGGGAAAUAAAGAAGAGAAGGAGACGUUGGUGGAUGCUACAGCCAAGAGAGUGGACGAUGACAAAGUCCCGCCUGUGUCCUUCCUGGAAGUGAUGCGCUUCAACCUCCCGGAAUGGCCUUACAUUUUAUUCGGGGUCGUCUGUGCUGUACUCAACGGAGUCAUGCAGCCCAUGUUUGACGUCAUCCUCGCCAAGUUCAUCGUUGUGUUUUUGGGUCCUGAUCAAGAGGAGAUCAGAAAGCGGUCUCUAUUCCUUUCCCUCAUGUUUGUUGUUAUUGGAGUUGCAUCUUUUUUCGCCACAUUUCUACAGGGUUUCUGUUUUGGUAAAUCAGGAGAGAUUCUGACCAUGAAACUGAGACUGGCGUCUUUUAAGGCCAUGAUGAGGCAGGAUCUCGGCUGGUUCGAUAACCCCAAAAACAGUGUUGGCGCUCUCUCAACAAGGCUCGCCUCAGAUGCUGCUCAAGUCCAAGGGGUUACGGGACUACGUUUGGCCGCAGUGGUUCAAAGUGUUGGUAAUUUGGGCACCUGCCUGAUUCUUGCCUUUGCGUACGGCUGGGAGCUAACGCUACUCGCGCUAGUGAUAGUGCCCAUUAUGAUCGUGGCCGGAACCGUGCAGAUGGAGUUGAUAGCUGGGCACGCCGAAGAGGACAAGAAGGAGUUGGAGAUAGCAGGAAAGAUUUUCACAGAAGCCACCGACAAUAUCCGCACCGUAGCAUCUCUGACCAGAGAGCCGUUGUUUGAGUCUCUGUACCAAACGAGUCUCCAAGUUCCAUUCAAGAACUCCCAGAAAAAAGCACAUGUGCAGGGUGUCGUCUUCUGCGUAUCCCAAGCAAUGCUGUGCUUUGCUUAUGCAGGAUGUUUCCGCUUCGGAGCUUGGCUUGUUGACCAAGGGCGAAUGGAUGUGGAGGCCGUGUUUUUAAUAGUUAUGGUGCUUAUAUAUGGCGCCAUGGCCGUCGGAGAGGUCAAUUCCUUCACGCCAAACUACGCCAAGGCCAAAGUAUCAGCUGCUCACAUCGUGAUGCUUCUGAAAAGAGAGCCUGCUAUCGAUAAUCUCUCCGAGGAAGGACAGCCACUGGACCAAUUUGAUGGUAAUGUGCAAUUUGAGGGUGUCAAGUUUAGCUACCCGUCACGCCCCAGUGUACCCGUCCUCCGAGGGCUGAAUCUGAAGGUGUGCAAGGGAGAGACGUUGGCCCUGGUAGGAAGCAGUGGCUGUGGUAAAAGCACAACCAUACAACUUCUGGAGAGGUUCUACGACACCAUGCAUGGGACCGUGACGUUGGAUUCCAAGAGCGUGAAAGAGCUGAACGUCCACUCGAUGAGAUCCCAUAUAGGUAUUGUGUCCCAGGAGCCUGUGCUGUUUGACUGUAGCUUGGCUGAAAACAUCGCCUACGGGGACAACAGUCGCACUGUAACCAUGGAGGAGAUCAAGGCGGCUGCUGAGGCCGCCAACAUUCAUAGCUUCAUUGAAAACCUGCCAAAGAAGUAUGACACCCAGGCGGGCGAAAAGGGCACCCAGCUGUCAGGUGGUCAGAAACAACGAAUAGCCAUCGCCCGAGCCAUCCUCCGUAACCCCAAACUGUUGCUUCUGGAUGAGGCCACGUCUGCACUCGACACCGAGAGCGAGAAGGUGGUGCAAGAGGCGUUGGACAAAGCGAGGCAGGGCAGGACGUGUAUCGUCAUCGCCCACCGUCUGUCCACCAUCCAAAACGCAGACCGCAUCGCCGUCUUUCAUGGCGGCGUGGUGGCAGAAGAAGGCACACAUCAACAGCUGUUAGCCAAAAAGGGAAUCUAUCACAUGCUGGUCACGACCCAGAUGGGUCAUGGAAGGGAAUGACAGUGAUAAUUUUUGUUAUUCUUAAAUAGUAGUUGACGCUUUGAAUGUACUUGAGUGCUUUUUGUCGACUUGCUCAUGUCAUUGAAGGCAUCACACAAGUUGCCUUUUAGGUCAAAUCCCUUGUUUAGCCUGUUUUUUGUCUUUUAGGUCAUGGGUCAUGGAGUAAUGGUUUUGACGGUUGUUUAAAUUAUGUCCACGCGCAGCUAAUAUUUACUUUUUACAGCGUUUGUUUAUAUAUUAUAUGCAAGAUUAGUGACUACCUGGUUUGUGUUUUUUAAAUCAAUGGUCAGGGAUUAUCUGCUACCUACUUUUUUAAUGUUUGAAAUGAUAUUUAUGCACAGCUAAUAUUUAAUUUUUACAGUGUUUAUAUAUGAUAUUAUAAACUAAAGGUAUAUAGUAACUAAUAACUAGUAACUAAUUAUAAAAUGCUGUUCUGUUCAAUUCAAUUCUGUCUUUCGGUAGAUUUUUAAAUGCUUGUGCAGGGCCGGCUCUAGGCUUUUUGUGUCCCUGAACAAGAUUUUGUUGGUGGUUGUUAUGGUUUGCCGUGUUUUUGCACUUUUGAAAGUCUUUUAAGAGACGAUUCAUUGGAGGAAUGUGAACAUAGGAUAAAGUUAGAAAUGCCUCUGCAAACAUUAGAGUGUAAUUGGUUAUGAUAUGGAUACAAUACAUAGAAUAGGAUUUGAUAAAUAUCUUAUACUCAUGUCAAACUACUAGUCCGUAGUCCGUACCUGUCAACAUUUGCAUUUGGAAAUACAAUAAUGGAAAUUUCCCAUAAAUUAUGACAAGUUCCUUCCACCAAUGUAAUGUUUUGAUCAGAUGACAAUAAAGGCAUUAUCCAAUGAA
Doryrhamphus excisus (bluestripe pipefish) is the source of this 7140-nucleotide messenger RNA. NCBI's taxonomy places the organism in Eukaryota, Metazoa, Chordata, Actinopteri, Syngnathiformes, Syngnathidae. The record is from RefSeq and is a predicted model, not a curated record.